UACCCGGGACCGACAACGACAUGGCCACGCUUACGUCCUCAUUGGCACGGCCCGCCAUAUCCUUCCAAUGCGCCAAAGUGAUAGCCCGCACCUCUCCUUCGACCAUCCGCCGAGCUCUAUCAACCCUGCCAAAUAACCCACACAUCUACAUCCAUCCCCACCCUACCACCUCCAAAGCCCACCUACUCACCUACCUUCCUACCACGCCACCCAAUCCCCACCUCGCAAUCGGCACCACCACCGCCAUCCCCCCCACCCCCGACUCCUUCGCAGAAAACCAUCACUUUCUCGAUCUCCUCCACACCACCAUUGCCACCCACGCGCCUCUAGACCCGGACGUCCAAGCCCAGGCCGCCAUGUACGCUUCUCAAGCCGGCUCCUACCUCGGGUCUGGCGGCGCCUUCUUCCCAGGCCAACAAACCCAACGGCAACGUCAGCGUCGUCAACGUGGACAAACUGGACGAACGACCAAACCCGAGUACGGUGGCGGAGGCGGAGCGGGAGGCGAUGGCGCAGGCGGAGCAAGUGCACAGGGCGGCAUGGGCGGAGCGGGAAGAGGCGGGUAUAUCCAUGUCAGCGAUCAAAGGAAUCCGCCUGAUUUUGGAAGGGUGGCGUGGCCGGAGGAUAUUUUUGGCAGUUUGGAGGUGGAUGGGGAGGGGAAGUUUGUGGAUGGUACCGGAAGGUAUCAGAAGAGCGGGACGUAUCGGAUUGUGACCAGGGAGGGCGUGCUGGGGCUUAGUGAAUAUCUGAGGAAGAGGGUGGUGGAGAGGUUGAGCGAGUUGGAGGUGCAGAUUAAGCGGAAUGGGUGAGCGAGGGAAGGAAGGGAACGACAAUACGCUGUCUUUUGGAGGGUGCGAACACGAGCGGGCUUACCGAGUUCGUGUACAACCAACUUCGUUGGCGAAGUCCGGAAGCAGCCUUCGGGAAUGUGUACGAGCGGUCGCCCCUAGUCGAUCCGGAGAUCCCACCAACACACUGUACAGACCACGCCGAAAGCAGGCAGGGCCGAUUUCUCCAACCCGCCAAGC
Baudoinia panamericana UAMH 10762 is the source of this 1028-nucleotide messenger RNA. RefSeq lists its product as uncharacterized. Lineage: Eukaryota; Fungi; Ascomycota; Dothideomycetes; Mycosphaerellales; Teratosphaeriaceae. The record is from RefSeq and is a predicted model, not a curated record. Bases 21 to 809 code for a protein of 262 amino acids. The transcript is spliced from 2 exons.